GGAUGCAAGGAUUAAUGGCCGGUGGAUACUUACUCGGCAACUGCAGCGCUGUUUGAUCAUCUUACCGGUCCUGCUUUUCACCACAUUCAGACAAAAUAUGUGCAUUAAUCUAGUGGAACAUUUUCUGCCCUCGAUCUGAUGUCCGCUGGCGGGCAGUGGGGGAGGCGGGGAGCUGAGGGGAUGGCUGACCGGCCGCGCGACCUCGCUCCACGCGGCCCGGCGCCCAGCUCGGCCGCUGAUUGGCCCGCCGCCCGGCGGUCACGUGACCCAGUCGACCCCAGACUGAGCCGCGGGCGCAGGUCAGUGUCUCGGCGGGCGGGCUCACGGCAGUGUGCGGAGGGAAACACGGCGACAGCGGCAGCGGCGAUGGACUCCAAAAUUAUCUUCCUGCUAUGCGCGCUGGCGGCGGCUGCACUGGCCAUGCCGCCCCACCUGCCGGAGACUGAACCCGUCCCGAUCGAGGUGCGCGCGGAAGAGGACCUGCUGGACGAGAUGCUGGAGUACAUGUCGGAGGACGAGGUGCUGGACCUGCUCUCCCAGGAGACUGACGAGCACACCGUGGAUGCCGUCUCCGACGCCAUCCUGCGCCGCACCGAGCGAGACUCCUACGGCAACUGCCUGACUGGCCCCAACGUGGACUCUCCGUUCUGCAACUUCCUCAGACGCCACCUGGAAUCUGUCCGCUUCGUGCCCGUAUCUGACGGCGGGCAGAGCUCCGGAUCCGAGGCUGGAACCAGGUUUGCCACUGGCUCCGGAUCGUCCGAAUCCUCUAGCUACAGCAGCACGGAGACUCAAUUCGGAGGCAGCGCCGGGUCUGGCUCUUCUGGUUCUUCUGGCGCUAGCUUCGGCACCGAGAACAGAUUCGGAAACUCUGCUGGCUCCGGCUCCGGCCCUGCUUUUGGCUCUGCUGGAUCCUCCGGCUCUGGCUACAGCGCCGGAAACAGAUUCGGCGGUGGUGCUGGGGCGAGUGCUGGCUCCGGCUCCGGUUCUUCGGGAUCUUCCGGCUCCAGCCAAGGCUCUGCAACCCGCUUUGGAGGCAGCUCAUCUGGAUCGACCGGCUACGGCUCUGGAAACCGCUUCGGAGGCGGUGCUGGCUCCGGCUCCGGGUCGGGCUCUGCAGGCGGCUCCGGCUCUGGAAGCGGCUCUGGUGCUGCUUCCGGUGGCGCGUCCUUCGGUUCUAGCUCCGGCGGCUCUGCUGCCGGCCGCUUCGGGGUCCAGCUGGAACCUUCGACCUCCCACGACGACUGCCUGCCGCCUGUGACGCACAUCGUCCGGGAGGCUGUAGAGUACCUGCCCAAGACCAUCUACAACACCCAGCACCUGAUCCUGCCGAGCACGCGCGUGCUGACCAUGGUCGAGACGGAGGCCUACCCGCAGCCCGUCUACGAGACGGUGACCACUGUGCUGGCGCAGCCGGACAAGACCAUCACGGCCACCAUUCUGCAGCAGACUGAGCGCACGCUGGACGUGAACAGCGUCCGGCAGACGGACGUGCUGCUGCGAUCCACAAAGCUGCACAUCUUCACUGAUACCCGCGACUACUUCUGGACCAAGACAGAGGUGCAGCCGUUCUACGAGACAGUCACUCGCACCCUGACAUCCGACGUGCCCACAGACUACUCUCACCAGGAGACUCGCUACGAGGACCACACGUACUACGUCACCACCACCGUGCCGCACGUAAUCACCCAGACCAGCACCUCGUCGACUGUGUCGCGGACGUACGUCACCGAGACCGCGCACCAGUACCGCUACGUGGCCGUGACGCCGGUGCCCGUGACCGUCACGGAAACGGUCACGCACUGCUACCAGUAGUGCACGAGACUCGUGAUAGCUGUAUACAUGUGAGCCGUGCAAUUAGACUAAUAAAUGCCCUCCCUUUAUA
Amphibalanus amphitrite is the source of this 1885-nucleotide messenger RNA. RefSeq names its product ice nucleation protein-like. The coding region runs from base 139 to 1815 and encodes 558 amino acids. The transcript has 4 exons. Lineage: Eukaryota; Metazoa; Arthropoda; Thecostraca; Balanomorpha; Balanidae. The record is from RefSeq and is a predicted model, not a curated record.